This is a messenger RNA of Pyricularia pennisetigena, 1998 nucleotides long. RefSeq lists its product as uncharacterized. NCBI's taxonomy places the organism in Eukaryota, Fungi, Ascomycota, Sordariomycetes, Magnaporthales, Pyriculariaceae. The transcript is spliced from 4 exons. The record is from RefSeq and is a predicted model, not a curated record. Bases 1 to 1998 code for a protein of 665 amino acids. Gene Ontology annotation, molecular function: GTPase activator activity; protein binding. Gene Ontology annotation, cellular component: Golgi apparatus. Gene Ontology annotation, biological process: endoplasmic reticulum to Golgi vesicle-mediated transport; intra-Golgi vesicle-mediated transport; endocytosis.
AUGUCAGGGGCACAAAGCAAGCGCCAGGCGGCGCGGAACGAGAAGGUCCUGCAGGAGCUCGUCCAGGGCGUGCCGGGCAACAAUCUUUGCGCCGAUUGCCACUCUCGAAACCCAGCUUGGGCAUCAUGGAGCCUUGGUGUCUUUUUGUGCAUGCGUUGCGCCGCCAUACAUCGCAAGCUGGGGACACACAUCUCGAAAGUCAAGUCCCUGAGCAUGGACAGUUGGUCCAACGAGCAGGUCGAUAACAUGCGCAAGGUCGGCAACGCCACUUCAAACAAGAUCUACAAUCCCCAGAACAAGAAGCCCCCUGUCCCCAUCGAUGUCGACGAGGCAGAUUCGGCCAUGGAACGAUUCAUUCGGCAAAAGUAUAUGAACAACUCGGUAGCGAGCGCGAGGCGGCACAACACAGGCAGCACCGAAUCUGAUGAGACUCCUCCCCCGCUGCCGCCAAAGACCCCCAGCAGGUUUGGGUUCCGUUCCGCCUCUUCUAUCUUUCCGCUCUCGUCCAAGGCAAAGAAGGAUGCCGACUCGUCCCGGCGACCUCCUCCCUCGCCACGAAGCUUCGACGACCAUACAAUGCCCGUCUCGCCUAGAGGCAGGCCGUCGAAACCAUUCGGGGCGACGAUUCAACAUGACAACCAGGACGACGUGGAGCAUAAGCUAAUGCGGCUGAGGGAUAUGGGCUUUCUCGAUGAGCAGCGGAACUCUAUGGUGCUUCGCGGCAUGGGUGGAAAUCUGGAGAAGACGAUCGAGGCUCUGGUUAGACUGGGAGAAGGGUCUGCCGGGUUGUCCGUGGCUCGGGAAAAAGUCACACCGCUCAAGCGAUCAUUGACCCCGGCAUCAUCCCAUUUAAGCAUUCCGCAGUCAGCCACAUCCCCGUCAGGAUCGUCAACGAACCCUUUCGACAUGUUGGACAUGCUGCCUGCCCAACCCCAGUCGUCCCAGUCGACGGGUACGCUGCAGAACAAGAACCCGUACAACAACACCUCCACGAACCCUUUCGGAGUUCCAAGCCAGCAAAAUCAUGGUCUCGAGCAGGCUCUCCAGAACAUGUCACUCUCGGCACCGCAGCAACCGCAAUCCUUGUUCCCUAAUCAUACCGGAGGCGUCUCUGCCUACAACCAGGGGCAACAACCGCAGCAGCAGGACUACAACCCGUUUCACCAGAUGCAGCAGAGCCCACAGGCAUACCAGCAACAGCAGGCAGUCAACGGGCAGAUGCCACAAAUGCCCCAGAACAUAGCACCAACGGCAUUCAACAACCACCAAACGUACCCUCCUGUGACGCAACAACCAAUGCCGACAGGUUCCAAUCCCUUCUAUCAACAGCAGCAGCCAGCGUCCCUCUCUGUCAACACUGCUGUUGGGAUGGGGCAAUAUGCAGGGAAUCCCUUCAUGGCUAAAUCGCCGACCCGAGUCCAAUCGCCGACGACUCUGACUCAAAUUCCCGAGCAGACUCAGCAAAACUUUUACCACAGCGCAACGGCAACACAGCCGCCGUGGGGCUCACAAGCUCCCGCGAUGCUUUACUCGACGCCAUUAAGUGCUCCCGUACAGUCGCAGACUAACAAUCCCUUUUUCGUGCCGCAACAGCAACCCCAGCAGCACAACAUGGCUCCGAGACCAGACACGGCGUCAAUCAUGGCCCUGUACAAUAGCUCCCCAGCACCACAACCAGCGUCAAAUCCGUACCAAACGCAACAGCAGCUUUCGAACCAGGGUGGCAACAUGCCCCUGACCUCCUCUCCCGGCCAGUUUCAGCAACAGCUGCAGCAGAACCAACAAAACUUCACAGCUCAGGCACCAACGAGGGCAUUGACCACGCCGGCCCUCUCAUCUGGUAACAAAAAUCCGUUCAUGAGCAUGGCGGGCGGCGCAGCCGAGGUCACGGCACCUUCGGGCGCCAGGAGUAGGGACAGCGUGUUGGCCCAGGGACUAGAGUGGACGAAUGGACGGCACAGCCCAGACGCGUUUGCCAGCCUCAGCGCCAGGACAUAA